Messenger RNA from Biomphalaria glabrata, 4178 nucleotides. RefSeq lists its product as uncharacterized. The record is from RefSeq and is a predicted model, not a curated record. The transcript has 3 exons. Lineage: Eukaryota; Metazoa; Mollusca; Gastropoda; Planorbidae. The coding region runs from base 171 to 1160 and encodes 329 amino acids.
UUCUAUUAUGUUACAGUGAGGACGCUAUAAAAAGCCUUAACACUAAAUAUAUCGUUUGAAUGUUUGUUUUGCUUAUCAGGUAUUUGGUUAGACUCGUGAAAGUUCUGUUACCAAAAGCAAACACAGGUGACGUCUGGUAAUUGAAAGUUUGAACACAUGACAUCACUCAAAUGGAAUUAAACGGAGAACGUUUAAAAAUGAAUUUUAAUACAGAAAUAAAUAAAGAGGAUCUCGAUGACAAGCCUAGAAUAAUGAAUGCAACUUGCACUAAAACUAUUCCAUUAGUAAGCUUCACCAUGGCUGAUCUCCCAGACAAAGAUCGUAAUAAAGAUGCGUAUGAUUUAAUAAUGGCUGCAGCUAACAAGACAGUUCGAAUAACCGUUUCAAUAGUUAGUCCACACCGACCCAACCUUUGGCCUAAAAUGAGUAGGCCAUAUCCACUAUACAAAGAAAAACUAUCUAACAAUAUUAGAACAGGAACUGGAGAGAUAGAUGUAUGUAAGGUUAUUGAUGGUUAUAAAUACAACGCACAAUUAGUUCGAGAGGAUGUUUUACUGGGCGAAAGUGAGACACCGUACAAAACUUGCCCUUGUGAAACAUGUCAACAAUCAGACAAACCCAGCAAUACCUGGUGGGAAGUAUUUGUCCAUACAGCCACGCAUUUUGUUUUUGAUGACGUGGAGGCCAGGCAUACCACCUGUGACUUAUUUUAUGAUGACCAAGACAUUCCAAUGGUCAGUUUUGAUAAGGUCAGUGUUCAUAGUGUAAACACUUUGAAAGACAAGUGCGUGUUAAAAUAUGUGACAUGUGACGUCGCAAGAGGAGAUCAACUUUUUAAGAUUGUUAAAAUCUUUGAGGAACUUAAGCAUAAAGUAUCUGAAACAUACAUGUGGAGACCAAAUCAUUUAAGCAAAUUAAAAUUUCUUGUAACACACCCUCAAGCAGGCUGUAAACAAAUCACUGUUUAUGAAUCAAAUGGUAGCGAUACAACACAUUUUGACUCUAUAACACUCUCUGAAACAGCAUGCCGAUGUCUUUUAAGUUGUGGAGCUUGCUUUCACUCUAUUGGAAAAAAAAAUAUUUUUUUCCGACACGGCUUACAAUCAAUUGGAUAUAGAGUAAUGCCAGCUGGGCCGAAUGAAGUGUACUUGAGACAUUAAUGUAAACAAUAAAUUAGUGUUACUAGAAAGGUCAAUUUUCUUUUUUUUUUUUACAAAAAAAAAAAUCUUUCCUAAUUUAAGAAAACAUUAAAAUUCUUAAUAUUGUUCUAAAAAAAAUUCUAAUUAGUUCUUCUGGGCUUAUGCUAUCCUUGUUCAUUAAGUGUUUUCUUUCAGCGUUAUUUAUCAUAGAUCUAGAAUUUAAUUAGCCUUUUGAGCCCCCGAGCAACUAAAAAAAAUAAUUAAUUCUUCAUUGAAACAGGUGAACAUGAAACUCAAAUUUCAUUCAAUGGAGAAACAGGUCUUCAAAAUCAUUUUAAAGACUGUAAGAAGAAUCCGGGUCAUACACAUUUUAUUCCCAUAACAAAAUUUAACGUAACAGAUCUGCCCGAAAAUUAUCGUGACCUUGAUAUAUAUGAACUAAUCAAGGCUACGGCAGAGCUGACUGUCAGGAUAGCUAUAAAUAUGGUCAGUCCUCACCGACCAAAGUUUUGGCCUAUUACAAAUAAUCAUUAUCCUUUUUAUCACUUUAGAGGAAGUAAGGCUUUGAGAACAGGCAGUGGAUUUAUUAGUGUAUACAAGUUUAUAAAUGGCUGUGGUUAUAACGGACAUGGUAUUAGGGACAAUCCCAUAACAGGAGGUCAAUAUGAAGCAAAAUGCAAAACGUGCCCUUGUGAGAAAUGUCAAAGUUCAGAGAAUCCUAACAACGUCUGGUGGGAAAUAUAUAUCACCACAGCAACACACGUGGUAUUUGAUGACAUUGAGGCCAGGCACACGACUUGUAGACUGUUUUAUGACGAUGAAGUUAGUGCGUUGGUUAACAUUAGAGAUGUCAGGGUCUGCUAUGUCAACAUUGAAAGAGACUACAGCAGACUAAAGUAUGUCACAUGCGAUGCUAUACUUGGUAGUAAAUUGUACUCCAAGGCGGAGCGUUGGUCUAAACUUUGGGUCCAAACAAGGGACGACUAUAUGAAAAGGCCCAAUGAAAAAUUUAACUUUAUAGUAUCACACCCUCAUGGAUGCGCUAAACAGGUCAGUGUUGGUCAGUUCGUGAGCAAUGAAAAAAUCAGUGAAGCAAAUGACAAACUUGAUAUGACAAAGUUGACAUACACGACCAGCACAUGUCCAGGAAGUAGUGGCGCUAUGGUUUUUUGUGUUGGAUUCGGAGACACCAGUCAUGUUCACAGCGGUACGUUAAGUCCUGCACUCAAUUUUAGUGGUGUAGGCUACAAUAUCAAAUAUUAGUCCUGAAGAUGAAGACUGAUUAAAUAUACAAGCAUUCUUUUUUGUAUUAAAAUAAGUACGGUAAAUGUCAAGUCUUAUAGAUUUUAGGGAAUAUAGUUAGUAAUAUACAAUUUUAUUAAUACUAUAUAUAGUUAACGAAUGAUGUACUAAGUAUUGCAAAGGUAAUUUUAAAUUUUGUAACAAAACAAUUUUUUUUUAAAAUAAAUGUAAUGAUAAACUUUUUUUAAAGUUAAUUUUAAAUGUAAAGGAAAUGUCACAGUUGAUAAUAGUAGUGUUCAAGUUUAUGAAGAUUACGUUAAGUGUUUUGAAGAUUAUGAUGAUGUUUAUGAAGAGUUUACCUAUGUUAUAGUUUGAAAAAAAACAACAUAUUUAAUGGAAGUUAAAUAAAUUGUGUAAAGGUUAUGUUAAAUUUUUAAAGAUUAAUGCUAUAUUUAGAGCAGUAAUUUUACAUUUUGGGGGCGCGGUGGCUGAAUGGAUAAGCAAUUGGAUUCUUAUCCUGGGGUCUUGGGGUUGGAUCUCGGUGAAGACUGGGAUUUUGAAUUUCGUGAUUUUUAGGGCACACCUAAGUCCACCCAACUCUAAUGGUUACAUGACUUUAGUUGAGAAAAGCAAAGUCGGUUGGUCGUUGUGCUGGCCACGUGACUCCCUGCUCGUUAACCGUGGCCAAAGAAACAGAUGAUUUUAACAUCAUCGGCCCUAUAGAUCGCAAGGUCGGAAAGGAGAAGUCAAAAUGUUUAUGUUAAAAUUUUACUACAGUAAUGUUAAAAUUAUAAUGCAUGUAUACAAAAUGAGUAUAGGGAAAAAGUAUUUAAUCUCCUAAUUGUCCAAUGUAUACUUUAAAAAUAUUAAUUUUUGUAAUAUGUAUGAACAUUCUAUGUUAAAUAAAAUGAAAUAAAUUUCAUAAAUUUGAAAAUCCCCCCCGGGCCCCCGCUUGAGGAGGGACCCCAAAAGAGUGACCGCAUUUUUUGUACAUUAAAUGUUUAGCCAAUGCCAUUUUGUCUUGCUAUUUAUGUUGUUCUGUAAAUUAGUGACCAUGUUGCAUGUAUUCAACACUUUAGACUUAUAUAUUUAUUAAGUACUUUAUCUCAUGUCAUAAAUAUGUAAUUAAGCAGGGUCUCCUAAAAUGGCCAAACCCCCCUAUCCCCAAAUCCCUUGCUACGCCACUGAUCAAAACUAGUAACAAGCCUAAAUUAAGGCAACCUAGAAACCAAAUUAGGAAAUUAGAAUUUCGAACCCAGUUUUGGAGGAAGAGGCAAACAAACGCAGAAAAUAAUCAUUGUUAAUGAUUAAAGUAAUUACGUGAUUACAUUCACAGUUAAAAUUGAUCUAGAUUUAAUUAAAAAGAAGUUCUGUGAAUAGACAUUAAGAAUGUUGUUGUUUUUUCCUAAGAGAACUAUAGAAUAGUGUCGCUGUAUGAUCUUUUUUAGAUGUAAAAUAAUAAGUAGUGAAAUACAAUGCAAAUAAAAACGCUUAUAUUAAAAUGCACUAAAAAAAGUAAACAUAUAUAUACACAAAUAAAAGCGUUGGGUAUGAGUUUUACUUUGGUGCAUACUAAAUACAGACAACGCUUUUAUUUUUUCUAUUUUAUUUUCUACUGUUUGGUGUGUAUUUUAUAUAAACUUUUGUAUAUCUUUUCUAAAAAAAAAAUUUUCUAUACUAUUUUUUUUUACCCCUUUAGUCUUUAACUUAAAAAAAAAAAACAACUAAAUAUAACUUUUGUUACAAUAUAGACAAAUUCAACUUGAGAUAAAAAGGAAAUAAAUCCUGUUCCACAUC